UAGGAAUCAAAAUAAAAGUACCCUCGUAGAUAGCUUCUAUCUAGCUUCUGCUUGAACACUUAAAUGAGGGGCAUUUCCCCUUCUCUCUGGAUAAUUGGUUCAAUUGUUCAUAUUGUUUGGACUUUUUCUGUAGCAAUCCCAAAAAAUCUACCUUUCAAUCAUUUAAGACUGAGUUCAGCCCUUUGGGUAAGAGAAGAAAUCUUGACCUUCUGUGUCUCAUCUUUUCAGGUUUUAUAUUACUCAAGUACCUGACUAGUACUUCCUUCAGCCUUUCUUUCUCAUGGCUAAAAAUAUCUAAGUUUUAAAAACUUUUUUCAUCUGACUUAGUUUCCACUUCCCUCAUCAUCCUUGCCCCUUUCCAUACCUACUCCACUUUGACUGAAACUUUCUUACAAUGUAGUAUCUAGAACUGGACAGAAUUCUCAAAGUGGAGUUUAAUAAUGCGAAAUAAAUUUAAACACUUGCUUCCUGUGGUUUGAAAACUUAAUUUCUGUUAACAGCGCAUCAACUUUUUUGUAGUAAUAUUUUGUAGCUAUCCUUCUGACUCAUAUUCUAUUUAUAAUGUUCUAUUUAUAAUAUUCCAAGAUCUUUUUCACAAGUGCUAUGCCAAGUCAGACCUAUCCCAUUCUGUACCUACUGUACGCUUUUGAUUUCUAUUAAGAACAUUUCAUUUGUCUCUGCACUGGUUCAUUGUUACUUUCAUCCAAUUUUUUCUAAUCUCAAGAUCAUAUAAUUUUAUCUUUUUCGCUCUCACCAGUUUUGUGUCAUCUGCAAAUUUAAUAAGCUAGUCCUCUUCUUUUAAUUUAAAUCAUUAGUAACGAUUCAGAAUUCCAGGCUAAACUUUAUGGCAUUUCUCUUCAUACCUCUCUUCAUUUGAUGAGGAAGUAGUGAUGAACACUAAAUGUGAUUUUUUUGAGUCACCUUGUCUUCUUUUAUCCAUUUCAUUGUCAUGCCAUCCAACCUGAUAAUACUUAAUGAGCUGGCUAAUCAAAAUUCAUCAGGUACUUUGUCAAAUACUUUGUUGAAAUCAAGGUAUUUUUUUCUGUACAACAUUCCCACAUUUUAUAUUGAAAAUUAUCCAAUAAAAGUGAAAUAAAAGUCUGACGAGAUCCACUUUGGAUAAAUUCAAGCUGACAUCUGAUCGCUGUCCUAAAAUCUGCUCAGAUAUUUCUUGUUGCCUGGACUUUGUUGCCAUUUAUAGAUCAGCCACCUUAUAAUGGACGCCCACUCCCACUUCUUUGUUGUUUAUGUCUAAUAUUCUUUCCCAGCCUCUUCACAAAUUGUGAAAGAACUUCAAAAGCAUACUUUACACAAACCUUUGUUCAAGCAAAGCACCAUCUGAAGCAUUGUGCAGUCCUAGUGUGUAUUUUUCUUUGCCUUUUAACCUCCUGUGCUUGUUCUUUUUGUUUUCAGAUUGAUUCUUUUGUGACAUGGCCACACUGGGCACUUCUGCUGUCUUUCACAAUGUGCCUUCUCACAUUGCUAUUAUAUGCUAUUUCCUUUUUCAAGAAUUCCUACCCAAACUUGAGCAUAUCCCCCAUACUUUCUCCUGUUGUGGGAUCCUUGCUUACUAAACUCUAUCUUUUGCAGUUUCCUUAGUUUUAUUUUCCAAAUACUGUAAAAUCACACCCCACCCCCCAAUUUCAAGAUUCAGUCUUAUGUUCUUCCCUAAACUGAUCCCAUUCAUAAACUUGAAACAUAAAUAUCUAAACUAGCUUCCCUGACCUGUUGGCCUCCCAUUAGCAUUUCAGAUCUUAUGAUUCCAUAGCCAGCAUGGGAAAAGCCAACUGAAAUGUUUCAACUCAGCACUGUGAAUAGGCUCCCAGCCUGCGAUCUGUGCUGAGAAACGGCUUAGGCAUUAGUUUGAUUCUAUUUCUGAGAUCUGGAAUAGGAAACCGCGAACUUAUCCUCGGAAAGCCGUGGCUUUUCAGACCGUUCAAAAAGUUAGGCAAGUCAUUUUUUGUGGCCGCGUCCUUCCGUUCAUUCACCAGUUUAAGUCAGCGCCUGCCGUUGCGAAAACCAAGUGAUUUCUAUCUGUACGCGUGAACCAGGAUCGCGUCGUUGUGUCAAACGUCGCUCACGGUCCCCGCCGGCACCUUCAGCGUUUGGCGAGGCAAGAGUUCAUUCUGUCCAUCCUAAGAAGCCGCACCACCACCCCAUCCCAACUCCCAGGCGCCGCUUUGCUUGGGUAUGGGAUUUGUAGUCCAGCGCUGCUCCGUCCGCGCGCAGUCGCCUUCCUCAAGUCCGUCGCCAACACACCGGGCUCGCUAUAUGCUACCUCACCCCACACAACCGAAGUAGCCGGUGCAGCCGCGACGGCUUGCACGUGUCUGCCGCUGUGAGCAGCGCUCGGGCUGCCUGAGGAAAAGCGCGCGCGCGGCUCCUUUAACAGGGUGGUACCACCUCCGCCCCUUCCCUUCCCUUCCCUUCCUUUUCUUGGCGACGGCGGCGGCGGUACAGCAGCCCACUGUCUGCUCCAGGCCGGGCAAAGUCAAAGGACUGAGAGGGGAGCCUUUGCUGCCCGCUAAAGCCGGCGGCCCGGUGGGGCGCGGCCAGUGCAUGAGGGCAGCGGGCGGAGGCGCAGAAGAAGGAGGAGGAGGAGGAGGAGGCGGGGGCGGCGGUGAGUCCCUCCCGCUCGCCCGCCUGGGCACUGGCAGCCCCUGCCGCCGCCUCCGCUCCUCACCGGGGCCCGGGAGACUGAGGCCGCCGCGAAGAGCCCGGGACAUGCGGCCUCUCCAGCCACAGCCAUCGCCGAGGAGACGGAGGACAUGAGGCUCCGCAAUGGCACCUUCCUCACGCUGCUGCUCGGCUGCCUUUGCGCGCUCUUCUCGCUUUCGUGGUACGGGGCCUUCGGCGGGCACAAAGGUGAUGUUGUGGAUAUCUAUCAGCGAGAGUUCCUAGCACUGAGAGACCGUUUGCAUGCUGCUGAACAGGAAAGCCUCAAGCGGUCAAAGGAGCUGAAUGUAGUCCUAGAUGAAAUAAAGAGAGCCAUCUCUGAAAAGCAAGCCCUACGGGACAUAAAUCGGACGUGGAGCAGUUUAUCUGAUGAAACAAAACUAAAACUCUGGAAUAUCACUAACAAGAAUGUGCUGCAUCUUCCAACCAUCUUCCAUCAUUUGCCACAUUUGUUGUCAAAGGAGAACAGCCUGCAGCCAGCCAUUCAUCUGGGACAAGGGCGCACUGGAGUAUCAGUAGUCAUGGGGAUCCCCAGUGUCAAAAGGGAGGUCCACUCAUAUUUGACAGAUACCCUGAACUCCUUGAUCUCCGAGCUCAACCAGCAGGAGAAAGAAGAUUCUGUCAUUGUCGUCCUGAUUGCUGAGACAGAUCCACAAUACACCACAGGAGUUGCAGAAAAUAUCAAAAGCUUAUUCCCCAAUGAAAUACAUUCUGGUCUUUUAGAGGUUAUUUCCCCUUCUCCACACUUCUACCCAGAUUUCUCCCGGCUGCGAGAAUCUUUUGGUGACCCUAAAGAAAGAGUCAGGUGGAGAACUAAACAGAAUUUAGAUUACUGCUUUUUAAUGAUGUAUGCACAAUCCAAAGGCAUAUAUUAUGUUCAGCUAGAAGAUGAUAUUGUAGCCAAGCCAAACUAUCUCAGCACAAUGAAGAACUUUGCUUUGCAGCAACCUUCUGAAGAAUGGAUGAUCUUGGAGUUUUCUCAGCUUGGUUUUAUUGGAAAGAUGUUCAAGUCCUUGGAUCUCAGUCUGAUUGUGGAAUUCAUACUUAUGUUCUACAAAGAUAAACCCAUCGAUUGGCUUCUUGAUCAUAUCCUCUGGGUAAAAGUUUGCAACCCAGAGAAAGAUGCAAAACACUGUGAUAGACAGAAGGCAAAUCUAAGAAUCCGCUUCAAGCCUUCGCUCUUCCAACAUGUAGGAACCCAUUCCUCUCUGGCUGGUAAAAUACAGAAGUUGAAAGACAAAGAUUUUGGGAAGCAGUCUCUUCGGAAAGAGCAUGUGAACCCUCCUGCAGAAGUCAGCACAAGCCUGAAGACCUACCAGCAUUUCUCCUUGGAGAAAGCCUAUCUGAGAGAAGACUUUUUCUGGGCGUUUACUCCCACAGCGGGUGACUUUAUACGCUUUCGCUUCUUUAAGCCUCUCCGUAUUGAACGGUUUUUCUUCCGUAGUGGCAACAUUGAACACCCUGAAGACAAACUAUUCAACACAACAGUGGAAGUCUUGCCCUUUGAUAGUCUCCAGUCAGAUAAGGAAGCUCUGCAGGAGGGAAGAGCAACAGCAUUCAAGUACCACAGGACGUCUGAUGGCUACAUACAGAUAGGCUCAUUUUCAAAGGGCAUUGCUGAAGGAGAAGUGGACCCUUCCUUUGGCCCUCUGGAAGCAAUACGACUCUCCAUCCAGACUGACUCCCCCGUGUGGAUAAUCUUGAGUGAGAUAUUCCUGAAAAAAGCGGACUGAUCUUGGAAAUACAGGGUGUAAUAUAUCCAAUGGCAUUCUAGCUCUUCCAUUCUUCUAAGACAGUGAAGAUGCAUCAGAAUGAGUGGGCUACUAAGGAAGCAAAGCUAGAUGAGUAAAGAGCACCUCCUGCCCCAAGAACAGGAAGAAAAAUCUUGUGGUGAAAUUUGGGAGAACCUUGGAGUUUUCUUACCAUUUUCAAAUGAGGAAGAGAAGAUUUUUUUCACACAUAGGUGCUGGGACUCAAUUACAAGAAGCACCAUUGCUGGCUUACCUUACAGUCAGUUGCCUUUGCAGCUAGAACACAAAAUUAGAAACAAAUGAGGACUCUAGGGAUGACCUUUCUGUGUAGAAGGUUGGUUUGUUUUUUUCUCUUGAGUAAGAACCAUGCUGUUCCUAUAUUUCUUUCUUCCUCCCUGAACAUUAAUCAGAAGAAUGUAUCAUUAAAAGAUACAUUUAGAAGGGCAGGCUUAUGGAAUGCGAAGCUAAUGAAAGGAAAACGUGACAGUUGAGCACUUAUGGAAAAGAAUCAAGAUGUAACCUCCAAACUUUCAAGUAACCUUUGCUAUGUCCACACCUGAAAACAAAAUGCAAAGGAGGACCAUUCUUAAAAAUUGCAGAGAUGGCAGAUGGCAGGGAUUAAAAAGAAAGAAAUAAUGUGCAAGAACCACCCAUGGUUGAAUAUGCCUCUUUCAUAAAUACAGAUCACGUUAAACUCUCCGGUCUCGUCAUGCCUUGGGAAUCAGUGCAAAGUUUACCCUUUUAAAUCCAUCUCUCUGUAAUGUACUGGUUGAUGUGAAUUUUAAAAAAAGAAGAAAACUUUAGGUCAAUUCUCAAAGGGUAGGGGUUAGAGUUUAAAUCAAAAACCCAAUGUCUCUAACUAUACACUGGAAUGCAUUAUACUACUUUCAUGUGCUGUAUUUUUUUAUUAUUGGAUACAUUUGGUUUUUUCCAAGAGUGUGUGUGUGCGUGUGAAUACACAUACACUCACAGACAUAUAUAUAUAUAUAUAAAGGUACACUGUAAAAAGUGUUUUACUGCAUUUUCCUUAAGCAGAGAAAUCUGACAAACUGAAAAUAUUUUGCAGGUAUAUUAUAAGUAUGUGAAUGAUUUGUCUUUUUUGCAUGAAGGUAUAGCUAUAGCCAAGAGAUAUUUUUGCAAGGGGAAAAACUUCUAUUAAAAGUAAAACUUAGCCAUU
Messenger RNA from Thamnophis elegans (Western terrestrial garter snake), 5604 nucleotides. It is a transcript of the gene MGAT4B, whose product is annotated as alpha-1,3-mannosyl-glycoprotein 4-beta-N-acetylglucosaminyltransferase B. The coding region runs from base 2769 to 4409 and encodes 546 amino acids. The record is from RefSeq and is a predicted model, not a curated record. Lineage: Eukaryota; Metazoa; Chordata; Lepidosauria; Squamata; Natricidae. Gene Ontology annotation, molecular function: acetylglucosaminyltransferase activity. Gene Ontology annotation, biological process: protein N-linked glycosylation. Gene Ontology annotation, cellular component: Golgi stack; endoplasmic reticulum; endoplasmic reticulum-Golgi intermediate compartment. The transcript has 15 exons.